GUCUUUUUCCCAAUUGUUUAAAUUUGGGGCUUUUUUUUGUUUUAUUUUUCCUUUUUCUUUUUUUUUUAUAUACAUAUUUAUACAUCUUUACAUAGAUAAUAGUGUGGGGCAUUUGAAAUUCAAUCAUGCCACCCAUCCGAAGAGCGGAAUUGGACGAAACGUCUGCGUCGCCUUCAGUGAAUCGGUUGGAACAUGUGGAAUCGUAUUUCCGGAUAACUGCCGUGGCGCUAUUUUCUUUAUAUGCCAUAGUGUACAUUGUUCGAUUUAUAUCUUGGCGACGGAAACGGCGAAGAGAUCAACAAGAUCGACAUGAGCGGCAACAGUUACGCCUUGUUUGGAUGAAAGCCAUGAUGGAUCAUCACUGGCCAUAUCAAUGUUGUUCGCCUCGCAUCACACCGAUAUCGGAACGAAGUUUAUGCCGACAAUCGCAUUCCUACUGCUCCACUUUAUCUCAACCAUGCGAUAAUUCCAUGGCCACCCUCUUUUCCCCUCCCUCUUCGUGGUACGACGAGAAACAAACAAUCGAUUCUUCCACCGACUCCAGUCAACAAAGUCAGUUAAGUCGGUACUGGCGCAACAAUAAAGCACGACGACGGCGACUGAUAUGGCAAUGGAGUUUGGCCAUGGGGUAUUGCCGCUAUGCUCAUGCUCAGAAAUUGGAAUCUCUCAUUGCUCAGCAUCAACUCAAAUCCUCCACCUCCCCCGCCUCGCCAACAGACAGAGACGUUGAACGUCGCACCGAUGGUUCAGCCUUGUAAAUACCCCAUUCAUUUUUACCUAUUUUUUUUUUAUCCAAUGUAAUUCUUGUGAAAAUAAAGCAAAAAUCAGACUGGUUCCGAA
Messenger RNA from Radiomyces spectabilis, 840 nucleotides. RefSeq lists its product as uncharacterized. NCBI's taxonomy places the organism in Eukaryota, Fungi, Mucoromycota, Mucoromycetes, Mucorales, Radiomycetaceae. The transcript has a single exon. Bases 126 to 758 code for a protein of 210 amino acids. The record is from RefSeq and is a predicted model, not a curated record.